CUAAAGAGGUAGAAAAGAAGAAAAGAUGCCUGAGGUACGAUAAUCCUCAGCUAGCAACGUUACUUGGUGUUGUCCUCGGAGCAAUGGUUGGCGCUGGCUGGCCUCGGCUGCUUCCUGCUACACUAUGAACCUCCCCACCCUUAAGCAAGAUGUCUAGUGUUAGUGAUGGCAAUGAAACCCUGGCUAAGGUUGAUGGCGAGAGCAGCGAGGGCAGCCCUGUGCAGCCCUUCCCUCAGCUCCUGCCGGUGAAGGGGCUUAACCAAGUCCUGACAGCCCUGACCCUGCCUAGGACAGAGUCUGAAACCAGCUGGAUACUCCCGGGCAAGGACACGGAGAAGACUCCCACAAGCAGUGCCAGCAGCAGCCUCGGGGUGUGUAAGGGGUGCCACCGACGCCACAGCGAGGUGGGGCAAGGUGCCAGAGGGGGCCGGGAGCCACCCCUGCUGGAGUACUCCCUGGCCAAUCUGCACCUCUCCCCGGGCAAGAAAAAACCACUGCUGCGACGGAGCAAACUGGCUGCACUCGGGGCCCAGUUCAGCUGUGAGGUGCGCGGCAGUGACGGUGGCGGUGGCCUCGGGACUAUAACGGAGCAGGUGACCGCCAGCAAGGAUGUGUGCGCCAGUGUGGAGGCCACCGUGGAGGCUGCGGCAGAACAGCGUAACAAUCAAAAGAUGCACGGUGGUGACUUACUCUUAAGCCCGAGGAAGUCUGCAGCGGAAGCCCCUCUGCACAUUCCUAAGUCAGGGGUGUUCGAAUUAGUCAAUAAAUCAGCGGAGACUGAAGACUUUGCCACUGUGUGCCAGGGCAGCAAGCCGUGGGUGGAGAACAGGCCCAGCCCCACCAAGAAGCUGGAGUUUUCCUCGCACGGCUGUCGGCACAGAGGCGGCCAGCCCAAGUCCAGGCGCAUGCUGUACAAGAGGCGGUGUCGGCGGAGGCUGGCGGAGGUGGAGUUGCCGGACUUGAAGAGUCUGUCCAUCACGGAGGUGGGGGCAGUGCGGUCCUGCUCCCAGCAGGCACGCAGCCCCGACUACGAGGACGUCACCAUGGACGAGCUGGCCGCCUACCUGGACAACUUCCUGUACCUGCCCAAGAAAAUGUCCCACAUGGCCGAGAUGAUGUACACCUGAGGCUGCGCGGGCUGCCUCGUGCCGCGGACGCUGGUGGAGGGUGCCUGGGAAGGCUGGCUGAGUGUGUCCUUGUCAUGAGGGCUAAACAUCCAUGGGUCGGUGAUCUGGGCUCAUGUUUGCAUCCAUGUUGUUUGUCCUUGAGAAGUUGAACUUAUGGAAGAAAGUCAAAAAGCAUCAUUCAUCAGCCAUGACUAUAAUUAUGGCAGUAAUUGCAGCAUUUCUCUUCCCUUUGGUAUUGUUCUGGCUCAAAAGUUCAAUAAAUUUAACUGCAAAACAUUUAAUGCACACUAAAGGCUGUGCCUUGGACAUGGAUACAGACGUGGGCAUGGGCCACUAAUCCUAGACAUGUGGAUGCCAUGCUUAGUGCUCUAAAACUUUACUGUGGUAUUAACUUUUUUGUCUGUUUGUGAGUUCUUCAAGGUGUGUUUGGCAUCCAGUACUCUGACAGGUCUGGGAGGGGGAGAGGAGAGCGCCGCUGCCCUGCCAGCCACGCCCACCCCAUUUUCUUGGGGACAGUCAGGGUGGUGCAGACGAGUCACAACCUCGUUGGGCCAGGCCCGGGGUUAACCUCCGGCAGGCUCUCUAUGUGGGUGCCUGGAGAGGGUAGCUGCGUGGGAGCUUGCUUGGGUGACUGUUGGAGGUGGUGGCGGUGAGUGAGUGAAGCGACCUGUUUGCAGGCGUCUGCUCCACGAUAGUUAGUUAUUUAGUUUUCAUGCAAGAGGUUUCUUGUCAAGCAAUGCCUCCAAGAUUUUAUGCAGCUAAUAUUUAUAUGUCCUGUGCAGCAACAGCCCCCUUACUGUGUUGCUUAGAGCUUCAUGUUGCUGCUGGCACAAGGGUUAAGUGAGAAAGGUGUUCUCUAACUUAGAUAUCAUCAUGAUCAUCAGGAGCCAUUGUCCAUUAUAAGAGAGAGCCUUUCCCAGCAUUUUCUGUCCCUCACAGUAAGGUGUUAGUGCUCCUCUCUGCUCCAGCAAAGGUUCUGGUUUCAUCUCUUCCCCGGUUCUUUGUCCAUCGUGAUUUCUUUUAAAAUUCCUGUAUUGCCACUUUUAGUUUGGUUGUCCAUAUAAUUCUAUACAUAGUUAUAAGCUACCCAAGUCCAUUUCUUAUCAAUAUUAUUCACAGUAUGAAGGUUGUAAUGAACAAAUUAAAACCUUUGCUGGAGCACAAUGAUGUAACCUGACAUCAGACAAAGAAAGCUGUAAAAUGCUGGUAAAGGCUUUUGUUUUGCAGUGGACCAGAAAUGGGUGAUGAUUCAACUUGUAAGCUGAAGCACCCACCCAUUAUGCCAUGCCUGAGCGAGUGACACACACCCCCACACAGCCCAGACCUACUCCCCACUGUGGGUCAGAUUGUUGGUCAAGGCACCUCACUGUUUCUUGAGUCAGUCACUUGGCAGUCAUGAUGAAGGCUGGAAGGUUGUUUUGAUGGGAAGAGACACGCUUGGAAUUGGAUAACUUGAAAAAUUGUCUCAUAAUCGGAUGUAUGAUGCAUUAGGUACGAUGAUCCUUAAUUCUCCACAAUGUCAGAAGUACCAGUAUGCUGAAGUGACUUGCUCUUCACAUAAUACUCCAUACAUCGUAGCCACGGAAGCUGACAAGAAGAACCUUCCUAUUUUAAAUUCACACUUCUUGUUUUGACAGCUAUAAGUCAUUCUGAUAUGGGCUCGCUGGUUGGGACUGUGGCAUAUGGGGUCAUUGUUAUUAUUUGGCAUAUGGAAUUGCUGUUUACGGGCUUUGGCACAUGGGGUCACUUUUUAUUUUGCAUAUGGAACUGUGGCAAAUUAGGUCACUACUUGACUUAUGGAAUUUCUGUAUUGGGGCUGUAGCAUAUGAGGUCACUUUUUAUUUGGCAUAUGGAACUACUGUUUAGGGGCUGUGGCAUAUGAAGUCACUUUUUAUUUGACGAAUGGAACUGCUGUUUAGGGGCUGUGGCAUAUUGGGUCACUUAUGGUGUGGCAAAUAGGGUCGCUCUUUUGAUGUGGCGUGUGGGGUCACCGUUUUGGGGCUGUGGCUUGGCGUUUAAGACUGGCUGCUCUUUUGGGUCAGGCAGCAGCCCUUGGGUCUGAACUGCAUCACCCUAGUUUGUCAUUUCCAGGGUUUGAUGGUCUGAUCCAGUCCACCGCUGUGCCCGGCUUGGAGUUAAUGCUAAAUGCUACACAAGGCAGCUAUAGGAGGAAUGACUUGGGUGAUCUAUUAUUUAAGAUGAAGUGAGAAAAAAAAGAGCCCUACAGCGAGUGGGAAAAAGUGAGAUCUAUUAUUUACUUCUAUAUACUCGUGUAAAAGUCAGUCACGUGAAUCUUAACUCCCCUGGACCAUGAUAUGUUAGCCUGUGGAAUAAAUUUAUAUCCCUCUAGUGAAGGAAUAUCCAUGUUGAAGAUAACCUCUUAAACUUGGCCUUGGAAAAAACAAAAGCGAGCAAAUAAGCUCAGGAGUAUGUAUGGUGUGCAGUGAGGGAAUGUUGCUGAGAAGAUCCAAAACACCAGGUCAAGGAGACAACCAUGCUAGUGGGGAGAGGAGGGCAGUGUGCUUAUACUUGUUGCCUACAUAGAAAGGGAGGAGCACUUUGAAACAGCUCAACACUUGUGGUGCAUAGGAGUCACAUAUUGGUUGUCAUUUUGUAUGGAAGAAAUAAGAAAUGUUCUGCCCCUUGAUGACUUGAAAACCAUCGCUCUAGAGUCAGAGAAUAAGAGUGACCACAUGAUAAGCAUACAUUCUACCUGUCUGACUAUCUACAACUUUGUCAAAUGUUUUCUAUCAAAUGUCAUGAGUUUUUUUUUCCGCCUUAGCCGUUUGAGACUUGCUUGUCCUACCAGAUAAUUUUUGGUUAACUUUUGUAGCACUAUUUUUUUUAUUUAUUUAUUUAUUUAUUUUUUCCAUUUUCGCUCAGCCCAUAGCGUCGGUAGGCUUUCUCGUUGGGCCUGUUGGUUGGCCCCAGCCCGUUAGUGGUGCGGGCAAAUAUUUUUAUAAUGGCGCCAUUCUUCCUUGGCUCAUGCUGCCCCCCAGAGCUCCACUUGAUCCUCUUGAGAGAGUUUUGCCGAGGUUUGGGUUGCUAGGUGAUCUUGAGGACAGCGUGUGGGCUGUCUUCGGCCACUCGGCAGUGGCUACAAGUCGUCAACUUGGGGUGGUGGGCGGGACUGAAUGUGGUCUGCCCACUCACUGACCUCUUAGUCACUGCCUCCCCAAACUGCUCUGUCAGAUCUUUUCUUAUUCAGGAGCCCACUGUAUUAAGGAGAGGAGGAGGGCAGGACUCUGUAAUAUAAUGUACAUUGGCAAGUAAGGAAGAUUAUAGGGCUUACACUUGAGGCUAGUUGCACAUGCUCAUUAGAUGGAGGUUUUAUGGUGGAGGUUGGUAACCAAGGCGGGGUGAAGAGGGAGCUGAUCACAUGUACCACAAAGAAGGUUACAAUUACAACCUAUCCUCUAAGACAGUCUAUUUCUAGGGAGAUAAAGCAGGUGGCUCACAAAGAAGUUAUGCUCAUUAAGGGCCCUCACACAAGUGAGUUUUUGCUGUCACAACAAUCUGCUUGUGGUGUAGCUGCUAACAAGUGUUUGUUUCCUGCUGGCAUUGCUCAGACAUUCAGGCAAGCAGUCGUCACUAUUCUUGUCAUCGGAAAAUUCUUGUAGUUGCAAGUCAUGGAAGGCUUGGCAAUCUUGAGGUAUUAGUACUGGCUCAGAUCAACAGCCACCAUGUCUCAGCCAUGGCAGCAAAGCCUGUCUUAAGUCUGGGUAAAGAUAAAAUUGCAGCCAGCAGCAAAAAAUCUCUUGUGUGAAAGCCAUGACGUGAGCGUUGAGGUGCAGGCGUAUCCAUUGUGUUGAUGACGUGUUAAGUGUCAGGGGAAGGGAAGGAGGCAGGUGAUGUCUGCAGCCUGCCACUGUCAGCUGAGGGCUGUCAGGGCAGACCUCACUUGGACUGGUGUGAACAAACUUGACUGUCAGGCUGGGUGGCAGGAGCCAGGUGUCAUCAAAAUACAAAGUAUGUUCUCUGUGAUCACAACAUUUGUACAUAAAUAUCCUAGUGUUUUUGUCCUUCAAAGCAAAAUUCAAGUACAAUUUAAGAAAGCCUUCCUUGGUAUGGAGCAGUUGCCAAUACAUGAUAUACAAGAUAUGUAUAUACAUAUAGUAUGAUUUAUAAUCAUCUCUCCUAUUUGAACUACUACAGUGAAAAAAGAGGUUAUAUAUGUAUUAAAAUAUUACUUAUGCUUGGGAGAUUUAUAAUACUUAAUUUUUAGAUAUAUAAAUGGUAGUGUUCUUCCAAGGCUGUGUUAGCAUCAUGAUCUGAGGCGCCGCGCUGAACCGCCGCUGCCUGUCAUAUAGACUUGUGUAAAAGUUUACCUCCCCGUGGCAGGAGAGGCGCGAGGGAGGAGGGAAAUUAUAACACCCAAAAGUGGUAGAAGCAGCAGUUGUAGUUGUAGUGGCAGCAGUGUAGUAACACCCUCCCAGAGAAUUUGCCUCCAUGAAAAACUUGGCCUUAAACAGUUGUUAAAAAAAAUAACUUUUACACAUAGUUUAUAUGGUAGUCAUUUAAGCUCAUGCUGUGGGGAAAGGAAAAUAUUGUACUAUAUAUAAUUUUGUGCUAAGUAUUUUGUAUCCAUGGAACUUUUCUUUUUCUUGUAUCGUUAUUUUCAUGGUUUUACGGAAUGAAUUAUAGAUUGAUGACCUUCA
Molecule: messenger RNA, 5785 nt
Organism: Eriocheir sinensis (Chinese mitten crab)
Lineage: Eukaryota; Metazoa; Arthropoda; Malacostraca; Decapoda; Varunidae
Exons: 2
Coding region: 150-1127 (325 amino acids)
Biological process (GO): cellular response to hydrogen peroxide
Source: RefSeq, a predicted model, not a curated record